AUGGCUGAAUCUUUGGAAGGCUCUCCUGCUGACGAUGAGCUGCAAGUAGCAAACCGUGAUUAUGAGAAACUACUAACUGCAUAUGAAAAUGUAGGAUACAGUGAUGGUGUUGUCGCCGGUGAAGAUAGUGCUUUACAGCAUGGAUUUAACCAGGGAUUUGUCCAGGGAUUUCGUCAAAUGAUGAAAAUUACCAGAAUAAAAGGCAUGAUAAGUGCCUUGCAAGCUUACCAACAAAACGAUGACGUUGGAAUUAGACGUUCACCUGCCGGCAUUUCGAACAUGGAAAUAUUACUUACUCGAAUAACUGAACUAGAAACUACCACUAUUCAAAAUAUUCAAAAUAUACCUAAUGAAUCCCGUCUUAAAGACAGUGGUAAAGAUAAUGAAAACACAAAAAGUAGCAGCAGCAACCAACUUGAUAAAUGCAAUAAAACAAGUUGCUGUCGUGAAUCCAAUACGACAGCAGUAGAUGAUGAUAAUGAUAACAAUGAUCGGAAAACCCAAUAUAGUUGUGGGAAAGAAAGUGGUUAUGUUUGUAACAACGAUGAGAAGGCAAUUACGAAGAAGUGUGAUAAUUUGGCAGAUGAAAGUGUAGAAAAUAAUUUGUCCAAUUUAAAUGAGGUAUUAACGACUAUAGUCGGUGAAUUAAAACAAGUGCUACAAGAUUAUGAUAUAAAAAUAUAUAGCGCAAUGGCGCAAUUUCUAGAUGUAUCAUAA
Trichoplax adhaerens is the source of this 717-nucleotide messenger RNA. RefSeq lists its product as uncharacterized. The transcript is spliced from 3 exons. The record is from RefSeq and is a predicted model, not a curated record. Lineage: Eukaryota; Metazoa; Placozoa; Uniplacotomia; Trichoplacea; Trichoplacidae. Bases 1 to 717 code for a protein of 238 amino acids.